AUGAUCUUCUCCCCUCUGCUUAUUUUACCUAUAAGUUCUUUCCUUUGUGUACCACUCUUCUCCUCCCACCAACUACUUUUUCUCUCUCACUAUCACUCAUUCUUCUUUUUUGCUCCUCUCUUGUUUUACUUGCCCUCUUUAUCUACUCCUUUUUGUUUCCUCCCCUCCGUCCCGUCUCUCUCCCACCUCCGUCCCGUCUCUCUCCCACCUCCGUCCCGUCCCGUCUCUCUCCCACCUCCGUCCCGUCCGUCUCUCUCCCACCUCCGUCCCGUCCGUCUCUCUCCCACCUCCGUCCCGUCCGUCUCUCUCCCUCCGUCCGUCCGUCUCUCCCACCUCCGUCCGUCCCGUCUCUCUCCCACCUCCGUCCCGUCCCGCCUCUCUCUCUCUCACCUCCGUCCCGCCUCUCUCUCUCUCCCUCCGUCCCGCCUCUCUCUCUCUCCUCCGUCCCGUCUCUCUCUCUCUCCCUCCGUCCCGUCUCUCUCUCCCCCCUCCCCGUCUCUCUCUCACCUCCGUCCCGUCUCUCUCUCACCUCCGUCCCGUCUCUCUCACCUCCGUCCCGUCUCUCUCUCUCUCCUCCGUCCCGUCUCUCUCUCUCUCACCUCCGUCCCGUCCCGUCUCUCUCUCUCACCUCCCGUCCCGUCUCUCUCUCUCUCACCUCCGUCCCGUCCGUCUCUCUCUCUCUCACCUCCGUCCCGUCCCGUCUCUCUCUCUCACCUCCGUCUCGUCUCUCUCUCUCUCUCCCCUCCGUCUCGUCUCUCUCUCUCUCCUCCCUCCGUCUCGUCUCUCUCUCUCUCACCUCCGUCUCGUCUCUCUCUCUCUCACCUCCGUCUCUCUCUCUCUCUCUCUCACCUCCGUCUCUCUCUCUCUCUCUCUCACCUCCGUCUCGUCUCUCUCUCUCACCUCCGUCUCGUCUCUCUCUCUCUCUCCACCUCCGUCUCGUCUCUCUCUCUCUCUCUCACCUCCGUCUCGUCUCUCUCUCUCUCUCACCUCGUCUCGUCUCUCUCACCUCCGUCUCGUCUCUCUCUCCCCUCCGUCUCGUCUCUCUCUCUCUCUCUCACCUCCGUCCCGUCCAUCCCCCCCCCCCUCCGUCCCGUCCCAUCCUGUCUCAUCUCAUCUCAUCUAAUCUCUCUCCCCUCCUUGCCUCGUCUCUCUCUACGCCUCUGUCCCGUCUCCUCUCUCUCUCUCUCUCUCUCCCCUCCGUCUCCUCUCUCCCCUCUCUCUCCCCCCCUCCGUCUCCUCUCUCUCUCCCCCCCGUCCCGUCUCCCUCUCUCUCUCUCCCCUCCGUCCCGUCUCUCUCUCUCUCUCUCCCCUCCGUCCCGUCUCCAUCUCUCUCUCUCUCUCUCCCCUCCAGUCCCGUCUCCUCUCUCUCUCUCUCUCUCCCCUCCGUCCCGUCUCCUCUCUCUCUCUCUCUCUCCCCUCCGUCCGUCUCCUCUCUCUCUCUCUCUCUCCCCCUCCGUCCGUCUCCUCUCUCUCUCUCUCUCCCCCUCCGUCCCGUCUCCUCUCUCUCUCUCUCUCUCUCCCCUCCGUCCCGUCUCCUCUCUCUCUCUCUCUCUCCCCUCCGUCCCGUCUCCUCUCUCUCUCUCUCUCUCUCCCCCCAUCUCCUCUCUCUCUCUCUCUCUCUCCCCUCCGUCCCGUCUCCUCUCUCUCUCUUCUCUUCCCAAUAUCUAA
This is a messenger RNA of Acanthosepion pharaonis, 1668 nucleotides long. NCBI's taxonomy places the organism in Eukaryota, Metazoa, Mollusca, Cephalopoda, Sepiida, Sepiidae. The record is from the annotation of a GenBank genome assembly.